Molecule: messenger RNA, 3474 nt
Organism: Mus pahari (shrew mouse)
Lineage: Eukaryota; Metazoa; Chordata; Mammalia; Rodentia; Muridae
Gene: Tmed10
Product: transmembrane p24 trafficking protein 10
Exons: 5
Coding region: 63-722 (219 amino acids)
Biological process (GO): Golgi organization; intracellular protein transport; endoplasmic reticulum to Golgi vesicle-mediated transport
Cellular component (GO): COPII-coated ER to Golgi transport vesicle; endoplasmic reticulum; Golgi apparatus
Source: RefSeq, a predicted model, not a curated record
ACGUGGGCGCCCCCGGUUCCGGCGCGCUAGAGGCCCCGGGUGGUGAACGAGGCUCCGGCACCAUGUCUGGUUUCUUUGGCCCACUCUCCCGGCCCGGCCCUCUCCCGUCCGCCUGGCUCUUUCUGUUGCUGCUCGGCCCCAGCUCGGUCCUCGGCAUCUCCUUCCAUCUGCCCGUGAACUCCCGCAAGUGUCUCCGGGAGGAGAUCCACAAGGACCUGCUGGUGACGGGCGCCUACGAGAUCACCGACCAGUCUGGGGGCGCUGGCGGCCUGCGCACCCACCUCAAGAUCACAGAUUCUGCUGGCCAUAUUCUGUAUGCCAAAGAGGAUGCAACUAAGGGGAAGUUUGCCUUUACCACAGAAGACUAUGACAUGUUUGAAGUGUGUUUUGAGAGCAAGGGAACAGGGCGGAUACCUGACCAACUCGUGAUUCUAGACAUGAAGCAUGGAGUAGAGGCAAAAAAUUAUGAAGAGAUUGCAAAAGUCGAGAAACUCAAACCACUGGAGGUGGAGUUACGACGGCUCGAGGACCUUUCAGAGUCCAUUGUUAAUGACUUUGCUUACAUGAAGAAGCGGGAAGAGGAGAUGAGGGACACUAAUGAGUCCACGAACACCCGGGUCCUGUACUUCAGCAUCUUUUCCAUGUUCUGCCUCAUUGGACUAGCCACCUGGCAGGUCUUCUACCUGCGUCGCUUCUUCAAGGCCAAGAAGUUGAUAGAGUAAUGAGGCUCAGUCUUCUGUCCCCUGGAGCCAGCAGAACAUCGCUGGGACGUGCCUGGCCUAGCCCAAGGCCAUUCUAACAGUACCAUCAAGGCACAGCUGAGCUUUCUUGCCAGAACUGAUUCUUUCGGUAUGAGAGCACAUGGGCACCACCUAUACCCAACAAGUCAAUGAGGACUUUAAUGCAGUAGGAUUUGGACUGGUUUUGCAACAAGAUUAUUAAAGUUGCCUAUGGAAAAACAAAACAAAACAACAAACAGGGGUUACCUGGAUAACGCCAAAGCCAGCAUUCGUCCUGGGUCGCCUCACAGGAUCUGUUUAAGCUGUUUGCUUUUUCUCUCCCACUUGCCUUGGUCCUUCACUCUAGUUCUCCUCCCAAGAUUUCUUUGACUGCGGUCAGCUCUUUCAUACCAGUUAUCUCUUUGGUUUCCUUGUGAAAACACCUUGAACUUCUCUUGGUCCUUAGAUGAAAUGUUUACAUAGCUUCUGGUGAUAUCCUUCAUAAUUUUAUGUCUCCUAAAAGGGUCAUGGGUGGGACACAUAAAAAGGUGAGCUUUGAACUGUAGAUAUUCUCUUAAAAGAAAAUCUCAUUUUAGACCAUUAAAAUGUUUGUGCUCAACUGCUUGAAGUCCUUGUGUAGGUGUGUUUAGUUCCUGUCAAUCAUUUCAAGGUAGCGUAGUUCCAUCUCAUGGUCUUCAUUUUGCAGUGUUGUAGCUAGCCACUCCCUUCUUCACCUCCGACUCUGGCGCCCUAAUCUGCUCCCCUGUUCUGAACUCUGUAACUCUGUUAUGUAAGUGGGUCAUCAAGAGUGUAACCUUUGGAGGUUGGCUUUCUCUACUCAGCAUAAUCCCCGUGAGGUGCCCCUCAAAGGCAUUGUACAUCCUGAUUUUCCUCCAGGUUAUGGGUGGUACUGCGUCGUGCUUAAAGGUCUUAUGGGUGGGCCUGGGGAUUGGCCCUUAAUUACUAAAGUUCUUAGGUGAAUGUAAGUUUUCAUCACUCUGGGAUAAAUGCCUAAGAGGGCAACUGCUGUGCUAUGUAGGAAGCACAUAGAGUUCUAAAGGAAGCCUCUCUGCUCUUGUCUAGAGUGGCUGUAUAGCAGGUUACAGCUCUACAUUCUCAUUAGUCUUUAUCAUUGCUAUUUUAACUUCACCCCUUGAGUGGAUGCCUGUAGUAUCUCAUUAUAGUUUUAAUUUGCAUUUUCCUAAUGGCAGAUGAUGUUGAGCAUCCUUUCUCGUUCUUGUCGUUUGCCAUCUGUCUGUCCUUGUCAGUGAGAUGUUCGUUGGUGGCUUUUGCCCAUUUUCUAUGUGGGUCAUUCGUUCACUUCACUGUUGAGUUCUGUGUGGGUUCCUCUAUCAAAUGGGUUGUUGCUUGAACUUUUCAUAUAACUUCUACCAGGAAAAAUGAGUAAAUUUUACCAGCCCUUCAUGCAUGGUCAACCACUGAUCUGACUCCUGUUCUUCAGUGUUAUCUCUGAGCCUUGGAUAUAUGGGCUUUAGCUUGGACAUCUGAGAAAGUCACGGAUAGUAAAUACUUGAAAUAUAUAUGCUGUAAAAUUAAAGCCAAGGUUCAUUCGGUGGAAAUUUUAGGUACCUCAAGGAAGUUCUGGGGAGUGUACCCCAGUUUAGAGUGCCUACCUAACAUACAGAAGGCUCUGGGCCUGAUUGCCAGGGGUGGGGGUGGAGGUAGGAAUAGGUACAAAUGCUUGUAAACAGGAAAAAUACUCAUUUAUCAUCUAACGUCUUUCCCACUUCUCCUGGGAAAGUAGGUAAUCUUUUAACCCUGCUGACCUGUUACAGGGCUUAUCUCAGCUGCAGUUCUGAGAAUUACAGGACGUGCGGUAAAGAAGUAGAAUAUUGAGGUUAUCAGGGAACACCGUUGAGAUGGCCUGGAUGAAGUGUGAAGGAGAAUGGGAAUGAUUUAUGUAGUUAAGUAUCUGGCUGUUCUGUUAAGGUUCCAGCUACUAUAAACUCAAAAGCCUUGUCUUAUGAUGCCCAUAAAUUCCUUUCAUGGCAUCUGGUACAACAGUGCCAUCUGCUGUUGAAAAAUGGUAGGUCUCACUUCUAAGAUCUUAGCAUGCAAGUCCUCACCAUGGCAACAGCAGAUGGUCAGAAAUCUGUAACAUUCAUAUAUCAAGUGAUAGAAGAGCAAUUUAAGUAUGAAAAGAAUAAACCUUUGGGUCAAAAUCCAUCUGUAGACUUUUAAGUGCAAAACUAUAGUCGGUCUGUCCCAUUAACCUAACAAGAGACUCCUAUUUUCUGACAUGUGCCUUCCCCUCUUUAAGGAGCAGUGACAGCCACUCUAUUAGAUUUCUGUUUUCUGUUCUGAAAAAUGUCAGUUUUUCAGAAAGGAGAAAAUAGAGCAUUCUGUCCAUGUUUUUGUUUCCAAGAACAAGUGUACACUUAAGCUUGUAGAACUGAAAUUCUUUCAAGUCCUUUUGAUCAUUUUGAUUCAUGCCAAAACCAACCAAACUGCACUUAGUGCUUUCAUCAGUUCAGUUGAGGAGCAUUUGCCUUUGACAGUAGGCUCCCACAAAAGCAUAUCCGCUUAUAAACAGGUAUAUUAUCUGCUUCCCUCCAUUUUCAGCAUAAUCAAAAUAAUCUGAGAAUAAUACAGUUUCAAUAAGCCUUGUUCCUUGUUAUGAACCCAUCAGAGCCGUCUUCUGUUUGUUAAUGGGAAGAGGCAUGUGGGAUUUAUACGGGCUCACCUGUUGGAGAUGUUUGUGUAAACUUUCACAAAUAAAGGCUAGCAGAAACCA